UCCCCAAUAACCCACGCCACGCAACAAAACACGCUCCUUCCACUUCCGUCUCCAAUUGGAAAUCCGUUUUCCCGGUAAAACUAACUGCCCCACAAAAACUCCCCCCCUUUCCGUUUUCUCAAUCAGUCUCCCCUUUAUAAAUUCAUGGAAAAAAAAGAUCCCUCUAAAAUCCAAAAAUAAAAUAUUAAAAAAAUAUCACAUCAACCUCAUAUUUAUAUCCUAAUAAACAGAUUGAUGCACAUUCAUGUAUAGACAUUUCAUAGCCAAAACACUAACACAUACCUCUUCCCUCUUGCUCUUCUAGUUCCGGUCACUUUCCGGCCGUUGCUCCGGCAGUUCUCUGCUGAUUCAGGCUUCGAAGUCGUUUUGACUUCGAUAUUACAGAUAUAGAGAUGACGAGAGAAUGAGAAACCGUAAACGGCGAUCAUGUCACUGCCGUGCUCCGAUUGCUUCACCGACCUUCUCUGCAGCGAGGAUUCCUCCGAAAUAUUCUCCGCUGAGUCACCGGAAUGCUCAUCGGACCUCGAAUCUCCGGCUUUUAUCGAAGAAUCUAUUGCCAGUUUCAUUGAAGAUGAAAGAAAUUUCGUGCCUGGUUUCGAUUACUUGUCUCGGUUCCAAUCUCGCUCUCUCGAUGCAUCGGCUCGAGAAGAAUCUGUUGCAUGGAUUCUCAAGGUGCAAGCAUACUAUAGUUUCCAACCGUUGACGGCGUAUCUUUCCGUCAACUAUUUGGAUCGGUUUCUUUAUUCUCGUCCAUUGCCGCAAACAAAAGGGUGGCCAAUGCAACUGCUAUCUGUUGCUUGCUUGUCAUUAGCAGCUAAAAUGGAGGAAGCUCUCGUUCCUUCUCUUUUGGAUCUCCAGGUUGAAGGUGCGAAAUAUAUCUUUGAACCAAGAACAAUCCGUAGAAUGGAACUUCUCGUUCUUAGUGUGUUGGAUUGGAGGCUACGAUCUGUAACACCAUUUAGCUUUCUUGAUUUCUUUGCAUGCAAGCUCGAUUCAUCAUCAACUUACAUCGGGUUUCUGAUUUCACGGGCCAAAGAGAUCAUUUUAUCUAAUAUGCAAGAAGCGAGCUUUCUUGAGUAUUGGCCAUCGAGCAUUGCUGCUGCAGCUAUACUUUGUGCAGCCAAUGAAAUACCAAAAUUGUCUCUUGUUAAUCCUGAGCUUGCUGAAUCAUGGUGUGAUGGUCUAAGCAAAGAAAAAAUCAUCAGCUGCUACCAGUUAAUGCAAGAUCUCGUGCUUGAUAAUAGCCGGAGAAAACCCCCUAAAGUCUUACCACUGCUUAGAGUAACAAUCCGGGCCCGAAUGAGGUCCAGUGACUCGUCUUCUUCACCAACUUCAUCUUCAUCCUCGUCACCAUCAUCUUAUAAAAGAAGAAAAUUAAAUAACUGCUUAUGGGUGGAUGAUGACAAAGGAAAUUCCGAGCGAGGGGCAAAAGAGAGAUUUUAAAAAGAAAAAGAAUAAAAAAAUAAAAGAAAAUGGUGGUCCAAUUCCAAUAUCCUCAAAAUAUUUUCUUGGAGGGUUUUGAGGGAGAAAUUGACUCAAGUGAUGAUGCAGAUUAUUUUGUGUAUAUAAGUGUGGAUUAGAGUUUGGUGAGUUUGGAAGAUUUAUUAAAAUUUUUUUUCUAGAAGUGGGGUUUGCCAUUUCAUUAUCAAUGGCAUUGCAGAUUCCCAAGGGACGGGGAUUUGUGUUUAGCUUAAUAAUUUUGUGUGAGAAGUUAGGAGAAGAAAGAGAAAGCUCUUAUGGUUUUUAAAUUACUACUGCUAGAAUAGUAUAGUAUAUAAUUAAGAGUCAUGAAGUGUGAAAGAAGUGGGAGGUUGAUGAAAAUCAAUGGCAGCAUUGAUUAUUGAAUGAAAGGGGAGAAGAUGGUGGGACCUGAAGCAGAAAAAAAUAAAAGGAAAGUUGCUAAGGAUAUCAAAUAAGGAAUUGAAAUUUGAAGCUGUGAAGUUUGAUUAGUCAUUCCAUAGGUGGUGGCACCAUCAUUUUCAUUACUUCUUUUGAUGGGGAUUAAUUAAAACCUCCUAUUCCUAGCUAAAAGCUCCCCCAAACCAAAAAUAAUAUGACUCUGUCUCAACACAUGAUAUGUUUAUAGAUUGAUUUUUGAGAGUGGUUUGUGUGCCUAUGCGCUGAGGGUAGUGCAUGGCACGCACGUGUGUAUGUGUGCUUUUUUGGCGGGAAUUGCCUCUUCUCUAAUGGCCUUCAUAUCUUCGGCCUAACCAUAUAAUAUACUACUACUACUACUAGGCUCUUAACCACGUGACUGGUGGUUACACGUGUGUAAACUUUUCUUUUAAUUUUGUAUUUUUUUUUUCCUGAAAAUAAUUUUAUUUUGUUUUUUUCAUUUUUUCGUUUGUUUAAGAGGAGAAACCUCGACCUCUUAAUUACUCUUACUAGGCCUGAUUUGACUUGGCCUGGCAAAUACAAAAAGGUCUUUGGGGCCUUUCACGCGUGUCUGUUAGUCUGUAUCUGAUUCUGAUUAAUAUAAUAAUCCAAAAUAAUUUAUUUGAAA
Jatropha curcas is the source of this 2503-nucleotide messenger RNA. It is a transcript of the gene CYCD1;1, whose product is annotated as CYCLIN D1;1. The record is from RefSeq and is a predicted model, not a curated record. NCBI's taxonomy places the organism in Eukaryota, Viridiplantae, Streptophyta, Magnoliopsida, Malpighiales, Euphorbiaceae.